ACACAGUGUUUUAAUAUCAUGUUCUAGUGUGUUCAAUUGUUUUGUGUCUUUCUUUUCUCAGAUCAGCUGCUGGUGCAGGAUCAACAGGGUUGCAGGCACGCCUGCUUUUUCGUGGUGCCAUAUCUGAUGAUAUACCACGGAAAAACAUUGACGAAGGCCAUUAGCCAUAUGAUAAACCGUAAAAACAUCAGAAUGAGCAGGGACCUCCUGACGCAGCUAGUCGUCUUCGCUUGUCACCACAAUCAGCAGCAACAGCCGGGUUUGAUGCCGGAGUUUUCAUCGGUCGACAUAAACCACCCUCAGACCAUUUCCCAAAUGUACCUUCGUAUCGUCAAACCCUCCCAGUACUGGACUCCUGUCAGUGAAGUCUGGCCCAAUGUCUUCAUAGCUGACGAGAAAACAGCGAGGAACAAAGCCAAACUGAAAAAGAUGAACAUCACGCACAUUGUGAACGCUGUGCCGUUGUCCUUAAAGGAAGAGGAAUGGAAGGACUACUACCAGAAGAAGAACAUCACUUACUACAAUGUGCGUUCAGGACUCGGAGUCCAGGGCUGGCCAAACAUAGCACAGUUAUUUUCACCAGCAGCAGAAUUCCUACACAAGGCUCUGAGUGACACAAAGAAUAAGGUGUUGCUGUACUGCAGCGAGGGCUUAAACCAGUCCGUGGUGCUUUUUAUGGCAUAUCUGAUGAUCCACCAGCGCAUGAAGCUGGAAGAAGCAUUCGAGUUUGUGUUGGAGAGGAGACGCAUGUGGAUAAGCAGGGACUACUUGAACCAGCUGGUGAUGUUGAAUCUGGACCUCGCAAAGCUUCGCAAAUUGAACGAGUGUAGACCCUGCUGCACAGCCUGCUACGAAGCUAUCUUGCAGCUUAAUCUAACGUAA
Danio rerio (zebrafish) is the source of this 882-nucleotide messenger RNA. The record is from RefSeq and is a predicted model, not a curated record. NCBI's taxonomy places the organism in Eukaryota, Metazoa, Chordata, Actinopteri, Cypriniformes, Danionidae.